Messenger RNA from Gasterosteus aculeatus aculeatus (three-spined stickleback), 2509 nucleotides. RefSeq names its product BCL2 like 13 (gene bcl2l13). NCBI's taxonomy places the organism in Eukaryota, Metazoa, Chordata, Actinopteri, Perciformes, Gasterosteidae. Gene Ontology annotation, cellular component: mitochondrion; membrane. Gene Ontology annotation, biological process: apoptotic process; regulation of apoptotic process. The record is from RefSeq and is a predicted model, not a curated record.
AUCACCGCUAGCUUGUGCAGCGUUCGGAGCACACGCUGUCCUAGCGCCGCUGCCCCCUCACAGUGGUGGUCUGCUUUAAUUACUGCUCCAUGAACUGGGUCGAAAAUUUCCAUUCUCCCUGUCGUUUGUCAUCAGCUGUUUGACCUUGGCCAAGGACGUUUCCUCAGGUGAGACGUCCAGCUUCAUCCGUAACCACGCAUAUGCCCGAGAGUCGGUUCGAUGUCUGCCUCGGGCCCCACCUCUUCUGCCUCCACUGCUGCCUCCGUGCCAGAGGGUUUCCAUUAUGAAACCAAGUACAUCGUGCUCAACUACCUGGCCAUGCUGCCCGUUGGAAGAUCACGCCCCCGGACCUUUCCUCAAGGAGACGGGCAACACGAGAGGGAGAGGCACACAAUGAUAAGGGAACACGAGGAAGAGCUGAGACAUCUGGAUGACGAAAUCGCUGCAUCUCUUUCCACGUCGGGCUUCGACCGGCACGCGUCGCCGGUGUUUCAUCCCACCGUCCCGGAGGCGGCGAUCGAAGACUGCCUCGCCGCGAUGGGAGACCGUGUGGCCGCACAGCUCGACCCGCAGCUGGCAGCAGCUGUCGACGCGCUCCUCGCAGGGCCUCUGGACUACCAGAGAUUCAGAGUUACAACACAGGAUCUCUCGGCACACACACAGGGAGGCUGGAGCAGGGUGCUAGUACCUUUGGUGCUACUCGAGGCUUUACAAAGCAAAGGCCAGUCACUGACGACUCUGUUGAAUCUGGGGAUGCGCUUCCUAGAGGAGGAAGAAGCUGCCUACAUCAUCCAGCAAGGAGGAUGGGGUGAGAUCUUCAGCCUCGAGCCAGAGGAGGAGCAGCGAGGCAUCGCCUGCAUCGAAGACAGCAACGACAUUUACAUCCUGUCGGGGGAUCAGCACCCCGACCGGCUCAGCCCCCCCUCCUCGCUGCAGAGCACAGGAGACCACGGCAGUGAGCAGAGCUCCUGGCAGACGGAGAGCCUUCCCGUUUCUCUGGCGGGCCACGAGUCGUGGGCGCAGGUCGGCGCGAUGGACCCCGAGGACGUCAAGAGCCUGGACAGCAACGAGGGCGCGGCCCUGGCCGAGGAGCGCAGCGAGAACAACUCCUCCAACUCCGACAUCGUGCAUGUGGAGCGCGAGGACGCCGAGCUGCUCGAGGAGGGCGGCGAGGUCGGGGCGAUAGACGAGAGCAUGCUGAGCGUGUUGGGCACGGAGAGCGAGCUGGCCGAGCUCAGGGAGGAGUUCGGGGGGGACUCCGCAGACCCGGCGUCCCUGCUCUCAUUGGAGGACGCCGUCGUGAUGGAGGCGCCCGCGAGCUUGUUGGCGGAGCCGUCUCUCGUCUCCUUAGAGCCGGAAGGAGCAGCAGCAGCACCGUUAUCCGUUCCUGCAGUAGAACCGGCGCCCGAGCCAGAACCAUUACUGGCUGCUGAAACCGCCUCAGCACCCGCUGAGGUGGCCCCCCAAUCCGUAGCCAAGGAAACCCCAGCCACCUCAGAACCCGCUCCCGAACCGGCGGAGCCUGUCACGGUGCCCCCCCAACCGGAGGAGCCAGAACCAGAACCAGAGCAAGAGGCCGUGGCGGCUGAGCUUCUUGUCCCGCGGGCCGCGGAGGCCCCUGCCGAGGAUCCCCCCACGCAGCCGGAACCCGAAUCCGCGCUGCAAGCGAUGCUCUGCGGAGGCGCCGCGCUGGCGGUGCUCGCUGGCGUGUUGGCGUACGGGGCCAUGAGCUACCGGAGGAAGUAGAAAAAUCUUACUCAGGGUUGAAGAAUGUAAAUUACACAAUGUUGAGGUAGAAAUAAAUGUAUUAGUACACACAUGGUGGAAGUCUUCUUUUGACUAAAUAAGGCGGUUGUAUCUGCGGUUCUUUUUGAAGGGUUUUACAUCUGUGAAAAUGCCCCCUGGGAACCCAGAUCUCACCUCUACCACAUACUGACUAUUUGCCCUCUAUUACUACUGUGACUCCAACAAAGCACUUUGUUGAGCUCUUUCCUCCUGGUGUUUUUCUUCUCAGCCCGUCGUAUCUUUGAAUGGAGAGUUUGUGCACUGGGUAUGUGAUUCGCGGGUGGUGGGUUUGGCGCCAUUCCAGUUGUGUUGAGACGAAUCGCUUCCUCCCUUCCUCCCACACAGCAAGGCGGCAUCUGUUUUUCUUUGUAGUUCUCUGCGUUUUACUCCACUUGCAACGUACCCGACUCCUGCCACAACCUGCGGUCGGGUCAGUUUGUUCUUUGAAGGCAUUGACUUUCGUUUAUGGUCUCACAUUAACCGAGAAGCUGAUUAGGUUGUCAAGUUUCAACUUUACCUUUAACAGAAAGUAACGUGUUUUAGGGGAACAUGCGACCUUUUCUAUGAAACGUUCAGGAUUGUCUGUUAGAACAUCGUUUGUGUCGAUGUUACAGAACACCCAUGGACUUCCUGCUUUCAAAGGGUGGAUGCUAAGAAAGGUCCCAAACAUGCUUUUUACCCGGAGUUUCAGAUGAGAUUAAUUAAAACAGUAUUUGAGAACGUU